Messenger RNA from Vigna umbellata (rice bean), 528 nucleotides. Lineage: Eukaryota; Viridiplantae; Streptophyta; Magnoliopsida; Fabales; Fabaceae. The record is from RefSeq and is a predicted model, not a curated record.
AUGAUGAUGUUGUUGGAGGGAAGCGGUACUCCUAUAUCUUGGGAAGUAUUCAAGCAGAAGUUCUAUACCGAGUACUUUCCUAACAGCGUUCGGUUUGCAAAGGAAGUGGAGUUUCUUGAGUUGGUUCAGGGGAACAUGACUGUGUCUGAGUAUGCUGAUCGGAAGUUUGAGAAUAGGUUGAUAGGUGAUAUCAAGCUGUUGGUUACUGGUCUGUGUAUGCAAGAGUUUCCAGCUUUGGUGGACAGGGCUAGAGUUUUGGAGAAAACAAAGUUCGAAGUAGAUAAUCAGGGUUCUUCUUCACAGUCAUCCGGUUUCAGUGGUCAUGCUGGGAAAUAUGGAUCUGUGAGUUGCUAUAACUAUGGAGGGCCUCAUGUGAAGUCGGUUUGUCCUCAAUUGAGAGAGUAUAGGGGGUGCAAUCAGUGUGGAAAGGAAGGUCAUUUCGAGAGGGAUUGCCCCAUGGGUAGAAGAACAGUUGUUCAGAACCGUUCGGUUGGGAGGUUUCAGUCGAGAAGAGGUGCCAAACGUUAG